Molecule: messenger RNA, 863 nt
Organism: Camellia sinensis
Lineage: Eukaryota; Viridiplantae; Streptophyta; Magnoliopsida; Ericales; Theaceae
Source: RefSeq, a predicted model, not a curated record
GUGGACUCUUUUGUUUUAGUCCUUAUCUUUUUACACUCUCCAGGGGAGCUGAAAAAGCAAAGAGUGAAAAGAAAGAUGGUUCAGAGACUCACGUAUCGCAAACGCCAUAGUUACGCCACCAAAUCCAACCAGAACAGGGCCGUCAAAACCCCUGGAGGGAGGUUGGUGUAUCAGAGCACAAAGAAGAGAGCCAGCGGACCCAAGUGUCCUGUUACUGGAAAGCGAAUCCAAGGGCUUCCUCACUUGAGACCUGCUGAAUACAAGAGGUCUAGAUUGUCCAGGAACCGCCGAACAGUUAAUCGUGCCUAUGGCGGUGUAUUGUCUGGUGGAGCUGUCAGGGAGAGGAUCAUCCGAGCUUUCUUGGUUGAAGAGCAAAAGAUUGUGAAGAAGGUUCUGAAGAUCCAGAAGUCUAAGGAGAAGCAAGCCUCAAAGAGCUGAAACAAUGGAGUAACAAAGCAAAAGCCUUUUUAGAUUAUAUUAUGUCUGAAAGAAAUUUUGACUUUGAUGAUGACGACGACAAUGACGAUGAAGAAGAAAUGUGGAAAAUAUUAUUUGUCUAGGUGCCACAAAAUCUGAAAGAUAGUCUCUUUUGUUCAGUUUUCCUAGACUGAUAUGACUUGGGGGGAACUUCUUAUCCAGUUUGUCAACAAAUCGGUCUCUAGAGACGUCUUGUUUUCUGUAUCUUUGUGCUUUGACAAAGUAUGUGAUAUUUGAUUUUGGAAUUUUGCAGUUCUUGUUUACUUAACUACAAGUUUUAGAUGGUAGGAGAAUGGUAGGCUUGAAGGCCAUUGGUGAAGGCUGGGUUGCUACAUGUUAUCCCCUUGAUGUUUUUUUUCUUGGUGUUAAUGGUUGGUUUGAAGACA